UCUCUCAGCUCCUCCUACUUCCGGCGGACGGUCGGACCCCACGGUCGGACCCCACCUCCUAGGCGGCUGCUGUCAGAGCUUUUACGGCCAUAGUGUUGCAAAGCGCUGGAGUGUGGCGGUCUGAGCAACCUGUCAUCCGGAUCCCAGACCUGCUGGCGGUGAAGUAUGUCAUGUAUAAAAGUGGAUUAUUUCCAUGUUAAGUGAAAAUGGCCAAUUCUUUACGAGGAGAAGUACUGACUCUUUAUAAAAAUCUGCUGUAUCUUGGACGGGACUACCCAAAAGGAGCAGACUAUUUUAAAAGGCGUUUGAAGAACGCUUUCCUUAAAAACAAGGAUGUGAAGGACCCAGAGAAGAUCAAAGAACUUAUUGCACGAGGAGAAUUUGUAAUGAAGGAGCUAGAGGCCUUAUACUUCCUUAGGAAAUAUAGAGCUAUGAAACAACGUUACUAUUCUGAUACCAAAAGCUGACCAAUCAUUGCCACCAGCCUAGCUGACAAUCAGUGCCAGCUGUUUGCCUAUACCAACUAUUAUAAAAUAAUUCAUUUAAAAGGGCAACAUACAUAUUUAAAAAAAAAGAGUUGCCUGACUGUACUAAAAUAGGUUUCAAUCUUAUGAUACUGAGAACUUUGCCCAUAAUCCUUUUAUUACUGAAAUAGAUAACUUUAGCACCUUUCAUAAUACAAUUUUGAAAGAAAAUACACCUAAUUUUUAAACAUUUUUAUAGCCAAUUAGUCUUAGUCUAUUCUUCAUUUACUGAUGAGACUGUCAUUAGCAAAUGUUGUCCAACAGGCUUGCCCUUUAGCUAGUGUCUUUGUUUUUUGUUUUGUUACCCCAUUUAGCAUACUGAAGUGCAUAUACAAGGCUUUCUAUGGACACCUCAAAAUGAUUUAAAUGCACUUAUCAAAAUAAGACAUGUGACUUCUAUCUUAAGAUGCUCACUGGAUAACUAGCAUUAUGUAACUAUUAUUCCCAUUAUUCUUUGUGCUGCUGGCCUCCCUUAAAUACUGAAUCACUUCAAGUAGCUUUCAUGAAGAGUGGUAAUGUUCCUGUUUCCACCAUUAAAACUGGUAUAUUUUGUGCCUACUUGUAAUCAAGUUCAUGUGACAACAUACCUAACCCAGACAGGACUUUAAGUUUAAGCAAACACUUAAAUAUUUAUGUAAUGUUCUUAACAACAUUAUAAAUAAAGAACAUUCUAACUUAAAA
Apodemus sylvaticus (European woodmouse) is the source of this 1205-nucleotide messenger RNA. RefSeq names its product electron transfer flavoprotein regulatory factor 1 (gene Etfrf1). The transcript has 3 exons. Lineage: Eukaryota; Metazoa; Chordata; Mammalia; Rodentia; Muridae. The coding region runs from base 207 to 467 and encodes 86 amino acids. Gene Ontology annotation, cellular component: mitochondrion. The record is from RefSeq and is a predicted model, not a curated record. Gene Ontology annotation, biological process: respiratory electron transport chain.